AUGACUAAAGAGGAGAAUAGAGUCAAGGCUAAAGAGGAGAAUACAUUGACAGCUAAAGAGGAGAAUAGAGUGACGGCUAAAGAGGCUGAUAGAGUGACAGCUAACAAAGAGAAUAGAGUGACGGCUAAAGAGGAGAAUAGAGUGAUGGCUAAAGAGGUAAAUAGUUUGAUGGCUAACGAGGCAAAUAGAGUGACAGCUGAGGAGAAUAGAGUGAUGGCUAAAAAGGUGAUUAGAGUGGCAUCUAAAGAGGAGAAUAGAGUGACAGCUAAAGUGGAGAAUAGAGUAACAGCUAAUGAGGGUGAUAGAGUGAUGGCUAAAGAGGAGAAUAAAGUGAUGGCUAAAGAGUUGAAUAUUGUGAUGGCUAAAGAGGUGAAUAGAGUGACGGCUAAAGUGGUUAAUAGAGUCACAACUAAAGAGUAG
Pelobates cultripes (western spadefoot toad) is the source of this 420-nucleotide messenger RNA. The record is from the annotation of a GenBank genome assembly. Lineage: Eukaryota; Metazoa; Chordata; Amphibia; Anura; Pelobatidae.